Messenger RNA from Somion occarium, 577 nucleotides. Lineage: Eukaryota; Fungi; Basidiomycota; Agaricomycetes; Polyporales; Cerrenaceae. The record is from the annotation of a GenBank genome assembly.
GCUCAAAUAUGGACGGAUUCCCAACACGCCUUCCAGGCGUCCCACUGCGUCUAUUCACCUCCUUCUGUCACAGCCCUUCAGGCAUCCUCGUAUACAUCGAGACUUGUUUCCGUUAACCAUUGUUGUCAGUCAUGGACGACGGGUCCAAAGUCGAUUCAUCUGAAUCUUCGUAUGUGGCGUCGCAAGCGCAAUCUCGAACGUGCCCCGUCUGCGAGCAACCAAUUGCGUGGCGCCUGCUGGGUGAUGCAAUCCAUGUUUGCUACACCCAAACGAUCACCCAGACGGUCCAUUACAUCAGGUACAACCCAUUAGAUUCUCCUGCGGCUGAACGGGCCCGGAUAGAACGGUCCUGUGUGGACAGACAACCAAGUAGUUUUGUAUGGCUUCGGUAUAACUCACAGGUCGAUCAGGGGAUUGGAGAAUCCAGGCGAUUGCUUUGUAUUUGCUGUCAUUGUUUCGUUGCUAGCUUUCAACCUGCUCUUUAGCUACCACAAGCUCGUUAUUUUAGAUCAUUUGCAAUGGACCAUAAAGUCCGCGAGGUACAACGGUGAUGACCAAGACCUAGUCCCAUCAUCGU